CUUGCGGUCAACCUUUAUCAUCAUCAACAUGGCUGCCGCGCACCAAGAACUCCACGUCAGCGCAGUUCGUCCUCGUUCCUACCAAGACAAGAGCUAUCUGAACGGCUUUCUUGGAACUGUGGGUGACCUACAGAAGGAUGGGGUAUUGCAGGAUGUCGUCCUUGAAGUCGAGGGCCGGCGGUUUCCCUGCCAUCGGCUUGUUCUGUCCGCGGCCAGCCCGUACUUCAGGGCCAUGUUUACAAGUGACAUGGCGGAAAGUCGUCAGAAGACGGUUGUUUUACAGGGUUUGGAUGCAAAAUUUUUUGGGGAGAUCUUGAAUUACAUCUACUCGGGAACCCUCCAUGUGUCCCUGGACAAAGUGCAGCCCCUGUACCAGGCAGCCGACCUCCUCCAACUUGAUUAUGUGAGAGACACCUGCCGCAGCUACAUGGCCAUGAACGUGGAGCGCUCCACCUGUGUGGACCUGUUCACCUUUGCUGAUGUCUUCUCUCUGGACAAUGUCCGAAAAUCUUGUCUAAAGUGUAUUCAUAGAAACUUCGUUGAGGUUGCAUUUAGCAAGGAGUUCUACAACCUGAGUGUGGAUCACCUCAUUGAGAUCAUCAGCCAUGAUGACAUGGGCGUUAAAGAGGUGGCAACAGUGUGGGAGGUUGUGGUGAGAUGGGUGCAGCACAGCAGGGAGGAUAGACUGCACAACCUACCCAGCAUCCUCCCUCACAUCCACUUCAACCUGCUGACCUCAGAUGACAGGGCAGCCAUCUUGGAUCAUCCCCUUGUCAAGGGUGAUCCUGGAAGUUCUGAGGUCAUCAGGAAUAUUAUGGUACAGAAAGGGAACCGUGACCUGAGGCAGGGGCUUGAAAAUCCCAUGGAAAUGGCGCUGCUCUUCGAUACAGGUGGCGGAAAGCUCCUCUUUAUGAACCCUCGAGAAGGAAAGUACAUCAGCUGCAGUUACAAACCUCAAGACCUCCCUAGUGUCACAGACGUGACAGUCACCAGUGAUAACAACAUCUAUAUCCUGACUCGUGAAGGACAGAGUAACGAUCAGCUGUCCAUAUUUAAGUACAACCAUGCGAGGAAUGUGUGGAAACGUGCUGGUAUGUCAUCAGUAUCUAAGUGGCUAAAACUUGAAAACAGUUUUAUAUUCUACAACGAGCAUCUUGUUGAAGUUGAUGGGAUCUUAUUCUAUCUUGCUGCCAAUCCACUUGAAGGCUAUGAGUUGGUACAAAUGAGAAAGUACAACCGUUCUUUAAAACAGUGGCAGGAAUGUUCAGAGCUGGAAGUUGACAAUGCAUACGACCACAGUUCCGCAUUAUCCUGCAGUUCACACAUCUAUUUUCUCACAGACAAAGAACUACAUUGCUACGACCCGAGCCAGGACCGUUGGAGCAAGCGGACCCCACCAAUAACAUUUGGUGGAGUCUGUACAGCUGCUGUCAUGGGAACAGAGAUUUUCUGCUCAGAUCAUAACUUUACUGUAGUGUAUGAUACAGAGUCAGAUUGCUGGCAGAAACUGCAAGACUGGCCCAAAACAAGUUAUUCUUAUACUGAUUCCAGGCUUUUCGUACUGAAUAACCAGCUGAACAUAUGGUUAACCUGUUUUAGCGACUCCCAGGAAGACUACACACAUCUCAUAUAUGAGCAUGACAGGUUUGCUGAUACGUGGACAGACUUGAAGGCCACCCUGCCUGACAGUUCACGAAUGCCUCUUGGUUUUGAAUGCCCUGUGGCCCGUAUGCAUCUAUCACAUCUUGGUUCACAUAGUGAGGACACAUAAACGAAUAGAUGUAUAUACGAUGACUUUCAAGUCGAACUUGAUCGCGUUGUACAAUAUGCAUUUAUGGAACUGAACUAUGCUAUAAGAAGAUAGUAGUUAGUAGUCUCUUCAGGCAUCUUUUUCUUUCUCUCGGCAUCAACAGACCUGCCAUAGCUUUGCUUCAUGUGGCACGUACCUUCAAUCUUUGGUGUACAUCGUAUGGACACAUAGAGGCCUAAAUUCGACAAACAACGAUGGUUAUUUUGUUAAAGUUAAUCGCAUAUUUAUGUUUCUAUUCAAUUAAAAGUAUAGAUGCUGAGUUAAUGAGGAGAUAAUAGUGAGUAGUUUCACCAAGUAUGUGUUUUUAUCGUCAUCAACCUUCCUUUAGUUUUGAUUCGUCAGGACAGUACUGGUUAAGGACACCUCAGUCUCGUAUCAGUUUUCGCUAAAUGCUAAUGUAGGAUAAAACUCUGCAUUUAAAGUUGCACUUUAACAUUAAUCAGGAACUAAAUGCUUGUUUCUAGACUAGAGACAGGCUGCCUCAUAACGAAUAACCUGAUAAAUGUGUCUAAAAACAUGGAACGUUGGUUAUUAGUUCAUUCUUUAAAAAGCUUGUCAAGUAUUUUUUUCACUCCUCCCUUUAUUUAUUAUCUAAAUCUAAUACAAAUUGUAUGUAACUAUAUUUAAGUCAAUUCUAUACCCAUUGAUACCUAAUCAAAGGCAUUAAACUAACCUAUCAUUGGAAAGCUUAUUUUGAAAUAUGAUAGCCUUACACAAGCACAAUGUAAAUUUGCACAUGCAUUUUCUCACUAAUACAUGUUGUAUUUUGUUGGUUAUAUAUCCUUCUAACAAUGAUUUGAUGUUAGCAGGUGUAUUUUCUUGGAGCACCGUUGUACAAAUGCAUAUCCUAUUUAGAUUUAGACUCUCUGUUAGGUAUAAGUGAAUAACAGUUAUUUCCAAACACAAGAGUCCCGAUGCCUGUCUUGACAAUUUCUUCCAUUGGCCCAAACCCAGAGUGAUAUCAUUACAAAUAAACAACAGCUUGGU
Branchiostoma floridae (Florida lancelet) is the source of this 2797-nucleotide messenger RNA. RefSeq names its product kelch repeat and BTB domain-containing protein 8-like. The transcript is spliced from 5 exons. Gene Ontology annotation, molecular function: protein binding. The coding region runs from base 29 to 1771 and encodes 580 amino acids. The record is from RefSeq and is a predicted model, not a curated record. Lineage: Eukaryota; Metazoa; Chordata; Leptocardii; Amphioxiformes; Branchiostomatidae.